This is a messenger RNA of Physcomitrium patens, 3611 nucleotides long. RefSeq names its product EIN3-binding F-box protein 2. Gene Ontology annotation, molecular function: protein binding. Gene Ontology annotation, biological process: SCF-dependent proteasomal ubiquitin-dependent protein catabolic process. The record is from RefSeq and is a predicted model, not a curated record. Lineage: Eukaryota; Viridiplantae; Streptophyta; Bryopsida; Funariales; Funariaceae. Gene Ontology annotation, cellular component: SCF ubiquitin ligase complex.
GUUCGAGGCGGGGAAUGUAGAUUGCAGCUCUGUUCGCGAAUGAGCUUUGGAUUGUAGCCAGGCAGGCAGUCUAGGUUAAGGGUACCUGUUCCUCGAUGGGCGUGAGAUUGAGGUGACAAUCGCUUGCAUCAUCAUCAAUAUGCCUGCAGCACUAGCAGGAGUAGUUUUUGCAACUGGGGGAGGGAGGGAUUGAUGGAGGGCGAGCAGAGGGGUGGAGUGUCCGCCGGUGUUGCAAGGUUUGGAGGAGUGGGACUCGGAGGAAUAGGACCCCCUCACCCCUGGGUAGCUGGAGCCGACGAAUAGAGAGAGCAGCGAAGGUGCACCGCAUCGGUUCAUUCAUGCUUCUAGGUACAUGUUUCUGCGCCUGUUGAGUGCAUCGCAGUUUGCCCUCGGAUUAACUCGUUGGGGAUGGAGUCUGGUUGCCGAGGGCUUCACCCAACUGUGCGGCGCUGAUGUCGAGGCAGCAUGCAUGACGACAGAGGAGGAAUUGAUUGGCUCGUUUGCAAGAGCUGCACGGUGUGUUGUACGAAAACCAGUUGAUGGAAUGGGUUUAAUUUAUGCCCAGCAGACUUUCAGCGCCCUCGAUGGUGGCUAUCAUGGCUUCUACAUUGACAAAGCAAAUGAUGAGGAUUCUCCACAGCGACCCGAAUGCACAGGGGGUGACCACUCCGGUCUCCAUGCAGAUGCGCAGCCGCAGAUCUUACCUUCUUACAGAUCUGCAGCAUCGGUUUUUGUGGAGUCGCUCUCGCUUACGACCAAAAGAAGACGGAUGCUAAACAAAAAUCCAGACAGAUAUUCUUUAGUGAGAGUUCCGGAGGUUGAUCAAGUGGACCUUAUCAAUGAUUUGCCAGAUGAGUGCCUGCAGGAAAUCUUUGGUUUCUUACCCAAGGUACAGGACCGCUGUGCUGCUGCUGCCGUUUGUAUGCGGUGGCUGAUGCUGCAGUCUCGAAUGCAACGAGGCGAUUUCAAGAUCGAAUCUGCUUCAAUGUGUAAAGGAGCAUGCACACAGGAUUACUUGUGUGCUACUAAGAAUGGUUCCAUGUCAGCCGCAGAGAAAUCCGAUGUCUGGAUGGAAGAGCUUUCAGAUGUUAGAGGUGAUUGGUCUGACGAGGCACCAAACGAUGACACAGUGGGGAAUGCAAAUGAAGUGCAUCCUUGUGGUAAUGAGAUAGACAUAGUUAUAGAUGGAGAACCACGGGUGCAAAUGCAGCCUCAAUGGGUAUGUGGUGAACUUUCUCGCAUCUUGCAAGGCAAGGAGGCCACGGAUGUGAUGCUUGCACUUGUGGCUAUUGGUGAACUUGCACGUGGGGGUCUUGUUGAUCUGAAAGUCAUUGGAGGGUUGGCUCGUGCCAGUAAAGGUAUCAGUGACAGCGGCCUCAUAGCUAUAGCAAACUGCUGUGCUGCUCUGAGGUCUCUCACUUUGUGGGGUUGCGAGAAUAUCACAGAUGUCGGUUUGGCAGCGAUUGGGAGUGGAUGUCGCUCAUUAGAGAAACUAAGCAUUAUGAAUUGUCCAGGAAUUGGCGAUCGGGGUUUGCAAGCCAUUGCGAAGGGUUGUCCUUUACUAUCCACGGUCAGCAUAGACUCUUGUUCUAAUGUUGGGGAUGCCAGUCUGAAGGCCUUGGGAAUAUGGAGUGGAUCUUUAUCUUCCUUUUGUCUGACAAACUGUCCAAUGGUGGGUAGUGCUGGCAUUUGUAUGAUUACUUUGGGUUGUAACAAGCUGACGAAAUUGAAGCUGGAAAAGUUACGAUUGAGCAACAAAGGAUUAAUUGCUAUAGGGGAUAACUGCAAGUUUGUUACGAGGAUGAAACUUGCGAAUCUUAGCUGGUGUACUGAAGAAGGAUUUCUUGGAUGUUUCGGAGGCUCUGGUCUAAAACAGUUGAAGUGUCUGCUGAUAACCUUUUGCCCUGGAUUCACAGACCUCACUCUGGAGAAGGUUGGAAAAGUUUGCCAAGACUUGGAAACGUGUGUUCUGACACAGUGCCAGUCAAUUACAGAUAGAGGCUUGCAAGGCUUAAUGCAGUGUUGUAUCCGUCUCGACAGUCUUCAGCUAGAGAGAUGUCAUGCAAUUACGAAUGCUGGUGUGCUGGCAGCCCUUGCACGGGGUAAGGGAAACCUCAGGAAGCUAAACCUUUCAAAGUGCGACAGUUUCUGGAAUGGGGGAAAGCGAGCUGAGGAGCUGCCUCUUAGAUGUCUCUCCUUGAAAACUCUAAAUGUUACCGAGUGUAAGAAUGUAGGAGUCGAGCCCAUCGUAACAAUGGGUCUCUGUUGUCCCUCGUUGGAGAAUUUGGACCUCAGUCAACUGACCGACCUUAAUGACGAAGCAAUAAUCUCCAUAAUAGAAGUUUGUGGGGAGCACCUUGUAAAUCUCAACCUCACCAACUGUAAAAACAUUACAGAUGUGGCUGUUGCCGCAAUUGCUUCUCGCUGUGGUGAUCUUGAGCGCCUGAUCCUGGAUGGUUGUUACCAAGUGGGCGAUAAUGGCCUGCAGACGUUGGCCACGGAGUGCCCUUUACUAAAAGAGCUGGAUCUUUCUGGAACUUCUAUCACGGACUCUGGUUUACGAUCUUUGGUUACUUCGCAGGGGCUGUUUCUCCAGGGCCUUACAUUUACAGGAUGCAUUAAUUUGACGGACGAGAGUCUGUCUUCGAUCGAAGAUUUCUGUCCUUUACUCGGGUCCCUUAACUUGCGAAAUUGCCCUCUUCUAACUAGAGAAGGGCUGAGUUCUCUCGAGUCCCAGCUCUGGUCUUGCGACGACUUUGUAAGCUCUUAAGAGCUUAACUGAUGGCUGUCCUUUAGGGCAUGCCACAUAACGCCAACAUGGGAAGUGUCGACCGUCGUAUUUUUGGAACUUUUUCUCGGCACAAAUGCUUUUGCGGUUUUCAUGUAGAAGAUACCAUCGAACCAUGGGUAAGCCAAUAAUUUCAGAUUCUUUGCGCAUUCAAGUGGAGUUUCCGAUGGGUUUUAUACGAUGUAACCUGUACGAAGGGGAGUAUAGAAGAAGUGUUGGAUGACAUGCCGGGAACCUGAUACUGAAUGGAGUUCUAGUACAGAAGUGACGCCAAUGGAGGCAAACGAUAUGUACACCUGGGUUCCACAACUGCUAUUUUUGCAGUCAAUCAUCUAUCUGAUGAUGUCUGCUUUGUUUCAGGAGCAGUCAUGCAUUUAGAAUGCAUGUUUUUUUAUGUGGUCUCAGAGAACUGCCGAUUCUUCCUCAUCUUACCGUCUUGGUAGAGUAGAGAGGAUUUUUUCUUGUUCCCAUGGUAACCAGUUAGCAUCAUCUUCGUUUGUAACAAAAGAAUUAGGGGAGGUAGUAGUCACCAGGUGUUAGUGUGUCUUGGGAAUGGGAGUGGAUGCUCACAACCUCAUUAUAUUUGCUCUAUCCCCGACGAGCUUGUUUCGGGAUUCUCCGACACAACUACAAGUUUUUUUUGCAGGCUCCUAGGUGCAAGAGCUCUAGAUCUGAACAGGAAUAGAAUUACGUUUGUGUGAUCACUGAAGAUUUUUUCAGUUUCGUGUGAUGACGAUUAUGACGAUGACUUUAAUCAAAGACAUCAACUACCAGAAUGUACUUCUGCACUUUGUAUUGAGUAAAUGUUUCGUCUUAACACUUG